Exaiptasia diaphana is the source of this 1720-nucleotide messenger RNA. RefSeq names its product PRKCA-binding protein. The transcript has 12 exons. Bases 63 to 1178 code for a protein of 371 amino acids. Gene Ontology annotation, biological process: intracellular protein transport; regulation of Arp2/3 complex-mediated actin nucleation; receptor clustering. Gene Ontology annotation, molecular function: protein domain specific binding; protein kinase C binding; phospholipid binding. Lineage: Eukaryota; Metazoa; Cnidaria; Anthozoa; Actiniaria; Aiptasiidae. Gene Ontology annotation, cellular component: trans-Golgi network membrane. The record is from RefSeq and is a predicted model, not a curated record.
AAUGUAUAAAAUUAUUAUGUUUUGAGAAGUCUGUGGAAAAAAUACUAAAAUUGUAGUCCAAAAUGAUGGAAUAUGAGUACGAGAUUGACCCCAGGGGUCUUCAAGGCAAACCCGGCUCCGUGACACUGAAGAAAGACAAACAGAAUCUGAUUGGCAUAAGCAUUGGCGGUGGAGCGCCACUAUGUCCUUGUYUGUACGUGGUUCAAGUCUUCGAUAACACGCCGGCAUCUAAAGAUAGUACUUUACAAGCAGGAGACGAAAUUGUUGGGGUAAACGGCAAAUCUCUCAGAGGAAAAACGAAAGUCGACGUGGCCAGAGCGAUACAAGCAGUCAAAGAAGAAGUGACAAUCAAUUAUGUGAAACUGCAUGCUGAUCCAAAAGAAGGGAAAUCAUUGGAUAUUGUCAUGAAAAAAAUGAAACAUCGCAUGGUUGAAAACAUGAGCUCCUCAACUGCKGAUGCAUUGGGACUAAGCCGAGCAAUCCUYUGCAAUGAUGGACUUGUGAAAAAGCUUGAAGAACUAGAACAGAAUUCAAAUAUUUACAAAGGUUUAGUAGACCAUGUCMGACAGUAUCUUCAUAGUUUCUGGCAACUAGCGCAAACCCACAAAGAGCUUGGAGACAUUUUUGCAUCUGUUGGAGUACGGGAACUGCAACCUAAUGCCAGUGAAGCAUUUGCAAUCUUUAGUGAGGCACACAGGAACUUUGAAAAAUUAGGCAUGGAUUUUCUCAAGAAAGUCAAACCAAUGCUCACUGAUCUAAAUACAUAUCUUUGCAAGGCAAUUCCUGACACAAGACUAACUAUAAGAAAGUAUGCAGAYGCCAAGUUUGAAUAUUUAUCAUAUUGCUUGAAGGUUAAGGAAAUGGAUGAUGAAGAAUAUGCAUAUGCAGCUCUUCAUGAAUCUCUUUAUCGAGUGGAAACAGGAAACUAUGAUUACAGAGUUGUACUUCGAUGUCGACAACUUGCAAGAGAGAGAUUUGCCAAGCUCAGACAAGAUGUUCUUAUUAAAUUAGAAUUGCUGGACCAAAAACAUGUACAAGAUAUUGUUGUUCAGCUUCAACGUUUCGUCUCAGCAGUGUCAUCAUACCAUAACGAUUCGUACUCAGUGUUGAAAGAUGCCAAUGUUUUCCCAAUUGAAGUUGAUCUAACCAGGGGUGCUCUUGGAAGUACGCUCAAAUGAACGUCAUGUUUAUCUGUUAAUCCGUCAACUUAAUAAAAAAGAAGAAGAAGAAUUAAAGCAUGGAACAAUUAAAAACAUGAACAAUAUAUAAUACGAACUGCAAAGCAUUAGAAAAAAAUAUCGAAGYGAGCAAAUAAUAUUUAUUUAUAUAUGUAAUAAGUAAGAAAGCGAAUGCGAGGUCUUCCGUCGAAAUCCAUAACUGCGUCCCAAGAUUUUCAUUUGUAUGAAAGUCAGGGCACGUAGCUUUAUAGACCGAUUAUACCCUAGUCGAUCAUUGAAUAUCUACUCCUCAAUGAACCUCUCAAAGCCUAUAUWGUUGGGUGUGGUCGGUCUAUAACGAUAAACCAAGGACUUGUACAAGUCAGUUUAAAGUUAAAUCGAGGUUUUUUUCCAUCGUUGACUACUAGACUUCAUUUUUGAAUAACUUACAUGAGGUGUGUCUUAGUAAUAAUAGAGAAGGUCGGUGUAUUAUUGUAUAAUUCAGUUUAAAUUCAAUGUACGUCAUUCUGACGGAAGAAGAAAUAAAAUGUCGGCGAAACCUU